Euleptes europaea (tarantolino) is the source of this 430-nucleotide messenger RNA. It is a transcript of the gene LTC4S, whose product is annotated as leukotriene C4 synthase. The transcript has 5 exons. Gene Ontology annotation, cellular component: nuclear envelope; endoplasmic reticulum; membrane. The coding region runs from base 1 to 417 and encodes 138 amino acids. Gene Ontology annotation, molecular function: glutathione peroxidase activity; leukotriene-C4 synthase activity; enzyme activator activity. Gene Ontology annotation, biological process: leukotriene biosynthetic process. The record is from RefSeq and is a predicted model, not a curated record. NCBI's taxonomy places the organism in Eukaryota, Metazoa, Chordata, Lepidosauria, Squamata, Sphaerodactylidae.
AUGUUGCAUCAGAUAGUCUGGCUGGCCACUGUUACCAUUUUGGGAGUGUUGGAACAAGCCUAUUUUGCCAUGCAGGUGAUCUAUGUUCGGCGCAAGUGCAAAGUGCCUCCUCCUGGUGUAGCAGGUCCACCAGAAUUUGAAAGAAUCUUCAGAGCCCAAGUGAAUUGCUCAGAAUACUUCCCAAUAUUUCUUUCUCUGUUGUGGGUGGCUGGAGUCUUUUUCCAUCAAGUAUCAGCUGCGUUAUGUGGGUUAAUUUACCUGUAUGCUCGGUAUCAGUACUUUAAUGGAUAUGCUUGCGCUGCACAAGGAAGGCUGGGUCCCAUGUACUUCAGCAGCGGUGUUCUUUGUGUUCUUAUUGGAUUAUCUGUAGUGGGGCUCUUCAUCCACUUUAUGCCACUCACAUUUUUGAUUCCUUGAAGACAGUUUGUAA